GUCCUUCCGGUUUCCCUGUUAAACUGAGUGGGUUUCGAGUUUCAGCCCCUCCUAAAUUCCAGCCUGCUGAGACUCCCUCUAGAAUCAUCCAAAAUGGAGCCUUUUGCAGCCUAUCCAGCAAAAUGUUCCGGGCCCAGAGCAAAAGUCUUUGCAGUUUUGCUCUCCAUGGCUCUGUGCACGAUGAUGCUGUUUCUUCUGCAGUUAAAAUUCCUCAAACCCAAAAUCAACAACUUCUACGCCUUCCAGGUGCAGGAUGCCAAAGGGAGAACGGUUUCUCUGGAGAAGUUUAAAGGCAAAGUUUCUCUCGUCGUAAACGUGGCCAGUGACUGCCGCCUCACAGACAAAAGUUACUUGAUCCUGAAGGAGCUGUACAAGGAGUUCGGGCCCUACCACUUCAGCGUGCUGGCUUUUCCCUGCAACCAGUUCGGAGAAUCAGAACCCCGGUCCAGCAAGGAAGUAGAAUCUUUCGCAAGAAAAAACUAUGGAGUAACGUUCCCCAUUUUCCACAAGAUUAAGAUUCUAGGGCCUGAAGCAGAGCCUGCAUUUCGAUUUCUUGUCGAUUCUUCGAAGAAGGAACCAAGAUGGAAUUUUUGGAAGUAUCUGGUUGACCCUGAGGGACAAGUGGUGAAGUUCUGGAGGCCAGAGGAGCCAAUCGAAGCCAUCAGACCUCACAUAUCACAUAUGAUUGGACAAAUAAUCUUAAAAAAGAAGGAAGAUCUAUGACAACGCCGUGGAGCCAUACUAGUACAAUACAGCAGGAAGAUACCUCCAAAGGGUUCGGUCUUGUUUUACACACUUUGACAAAUACGCCAGUAAAGGAUGAAGCAUUUGUUUUAUCUUAAAAAAUACUAAUCCAUAGUAAUGAAUGUUUUCCAGGAAAGAGAUGUUACCUGUGGCAGGUGGGGUAGGGGAAGAGUAACCAAAGCAUCAAGAUGAAAUAUAUUAAAUAUUUCAUCUGACUAUACUGAAAAAUUCCAAGUACACAGUCAACAAUGUGCUUCAAUGCCCUGCUGUUGGACAUGACAUUUUCCAGAGCUGAACUUUAUGGGAAAGCCAACACCCAAGGUAGCUACUUGGAUUCUAGAACACUGUGGGACUGGAAUGUCUGGAGUAACUAAAUAGUGUAAGUGGCUGUGUUGAUGUAAUAAAACAUAAAAUGAAUGUUGCAAAAUA
Molecule: messenger RNA, 1173 nt
Organism: Jaculus jaculus (lesser Egyptian jerboa)
Lineage: Eukaryota; Metazoa; Chordata; Mammalia; Rodentia; Dipodidae
Gene: Gpx8
Product: glutathione peroxidase 8 (putative)
Exons: 3
Coding region: 94-723 (209 amino acids)
Biological process (GO): response to oxidative stress
Molecular function (GO): glutathione peroxidase activity
Source: RefSeq, a predicted model, not a curated record